Molecule: messenger RNA, 5833 nt
Organism: Gymnodraco acuticeps
Lineage: Eukaryota; Metazoa; Chordata; Actinopteri; Perciformes; Bathydraconidae
Product: protein 4.1-like
Biological process (GO): cortical actin cytoskeleton organization
Cellular component (GO): cytoskeleton; plasma membrane
Molecular function (GO): structural molecule activity; actin binding
Source: RefSeq, a predicted model, not a curated record
AAACGUGCCAAGGGCCAAUUCCUCUUCUUUAAGGUGUGUGAGCACCUUAACCUCAUGGAGAAAGACUACUUUGGACUCGCUUACAUUGACAGCCAUGAACAUAAGUGUUGGUUGGAUCCCACUAAGGAAAUCAAGAGACAGAUACGCAGUAACAACUGGCAGUUUGCAUUCAGCGUCAAGUUUUACCCCCCCGACCCCUCACUGCUCACUGAAGACAUUACCAGGUACCUGUUGUGUCUGCAGCUCCGUGAAGAUGUGGCUUCAGGACGACUGCCUUGCUCCUUUGUCACUCACGCUCUGCUGGGGUCGUACACACUGCAGGCAGAAGCCGGUGACUAUGAACCCGACCAGCCUCGGCCUCUGGACAACGUCGGUCAGCUGACCUUUGCGCCCAAUCAGAACAAAGAGAUGGAGGAGAAGAUUCUUGAACUCCACAAGUCUCACAGGGGAAUGACACCGGCACUAGCCGACGUCCAGUUUUUGGAAAAUGCCAAGAAGCUUUCCAUGUACGGGGUGGACCUGCACCAUGCUAAGGAUUCUGAGGGCGUGGACAUCAUGCUAGGUGUGUGCGCUAACGGACUCCUGGUUUACAAAGACAGGCUGCGGAUCAACCGCUUCGCCUGGCCCAAAAUCCUCAAGAUUUCAUACAAGAGGAACAACUUCUACAUUAAGAUCAGACCAGGAGAGACGGAGCAGUUUGAGAGCACGGUGGGAUUCAAACUCCAGAAUCACCGCUCUGCCAAAAGGCUGUGGAAAGUCUGUGUGGAGAAUCACAGCUUCUUCAGAUUGAACGCACCCGAGCCCCCUGCCAAGGCCCGCUUCUUGACCCUGGGCUCCAAGUUCCGUUACAGCGGGCGGACCCAGGCCCAGACCCGCGUGGCCAGCUCCCUCAUAGACCGCCCCGAACCCUGCUUCGAACGCACCGCGUCCAAACGCAGCAGCCGCAGUCUGGAUGGAGCACCAAUGAUCAGCAUUACUGAAGCCACAUCUGAGAAUGGACGUGAUCCCCACCUGGAUCUCCACUCAGACUCUAAGGUUAUGGAGGUGGACUUAAGCCCUGGUGAUGCGGAAGCCACGCCCACCCAGUCACUGGGAGCCAGUGAGCCCGCCCCCUCUCAGAGUCCAAACAGAGUGCAUGGGGACAAUAUUUAUGUGAGGCACAGUAAUUUAAUGUUGGAGGACCAUGAUAAGACCACGGACGAGGUUCUGAAACACCAAGCUAGCAUUAGCCAGCUAAAGCGCUCCUUUAUGGAGGCGCCACCUCCCUCUCCUCCUCAGCCCAACCAGUGGGAGAAACGUCUCACCUCCUCCCCCGCUCCAACGAUACGUAUUCAGCAGCAACAGCAAGUGAGUCUCGAGGAGGAGAUAGCUUCUGUACUCCUCAGUAGACACUCUGGCUAUUGUUCAGCUCCUCCUGCCUGCUGUCCACCUGAACCGACUCUAGAUGCUGAUAUAACCCCAGGCUCUACUUCCACACUCGCUGCCACUGAGGAGAGCGCGCCCCAACUGGAAGAUGUCCCCGCCGCAGAAAACUUGAUCUCUGAAACCAAAGAACCUGCAAAGACGGCCGAAGUUGAAAUCGAAGAAACCGUUGUCGUCCAAGAGGUUUCCAUAGCGCCCAAACCUGGACUCGUCUCGGUUACGAGCCCACAGGAAGUGACGGCGGAAAAGGAAGUAGUUGUAACGGUGGAAACGAAAGAGGCGAAGCAGGAGAGCGUUUCAUCGGAAAGUGAGAGCGAGGAAGAAGCGGAGUACCAUCCGAAUGUUUCUGUGUCUAUCUGCCACACACAAAUACCAGAGGAGGAAGAGGAGGAGGAGGAAGAGAAGGAGGAGGAAAAGGGUGUGUCGGUUCCAGAUGCUCCCUCCCUUCCCGCUGAAGUAGAAGAAGAGGAGAUCGAGAAGAAGAAGAAUGUAGAGAAGGAAGUAGAAGCUAAGAGCAACUAUGAUCCAAUCACAACACAGGCUACAAACGGUCACACCCUGCCGAAGGAAAGUGGUCUCGCCCCGGAAGAAGAAGAGGAGGAAGAGGAAGAGCUGAAAAUGAACGGAGAAGCCUCUGUGGUGGAAGCAGAACCCCGGCCGCAGGUUAUUUGUUGCUCCGAGCCACCUGUGGUAAAGACAGAAAUGGUGACUAUAUCAGACACGUUUGCAGCCCAGAAAACUGAGAUAGCUACAAAAGAAGUUCCCAUCGUACACACGGAAACCAAGACCAUCACAUACGAAGCCGCACAGUUGGAUGGUAACGGCGAUGGUGAGCCCGGUGUGCUGAUGACAGCUCAGACAAUCACCUCUGAAUCUCUGUGUACUACUACAACCACACACAUUACCAAGAUGUUAAAGGGCGGCUUAUCAGAGACGAGAAUUGAGAAACGCAUCGUCAUCACUGGAGACUGUGACAUCGACCACGACCAGGCACUGGCCCAGGCCAUUAAGGAGGCCAAAGAGCAGCAUCCUGACAUGUCUGUUACCAGAGUGGUGGUUCAUAAAGAAACUGAGCUGGCUGAGGAGGAGGAUUGACUGAACGCAGGUAAUAAUAAUAAUAAGCUGAAGGACCCAUCGUGACUGUUUCCUCCGCUGACGUCGAGCGACCUUCAUCACCCUACGACAACCCUGACUGACUGAAGAGGAGGAGGAGGAGGAGGAGGAGGAGAGCUGGAGAAACAGAAAGGAGACAAACGGAGAGAAGUCGCUCACUUCUUCCCUGUCCAUCGUUCUUACAUUUCUGUGGUGCAUCUGAAUCCCUCACUCCCAAAACGAGAAAAAACAAAAAAAUGACAUCUUUCGAGGGAACAAAAAAAAGAACCACUUUGUUAGCUUAACAUUUGUAGCGUGUUUUAAUUUUUUUUAAUAGUGUUUUUUUCUUUUAACUGUUUUACAAAAAGAGAGGUAGUGUGUCUGUCAUGUAUUUCAAACUCAAAAACUGAAGGGAUGCACCGAUAACCAAAAAAUGAGUCAACGCAUUGAUUAUUUCUCUAAAGUCAAAGUAUGUUUUCCAGUUUUUUUCAGAUGUAGAGGUACUGACAAUCACAAAUAUCUUUAUCAUUUUUUUUAUAAAAAGGAAUAAAUAUGACGCUAAAGCUUUGUACUUUUUUUACUGUAUCAGCAGUGGAAAAGUGGAAUUGGUGCAUUCCUUAGAAAAAAGUUAAAAAAAGUUCUGUUUUAAAUUACAGCUCCCUCCCUCACUGACUGUGGUGUAAAUGGAGAAGAACACAAUGUAACAAAGUACUUAAAUAUUUAACAAUAACAAGUAAGAACUGCUCGUUUGUUAACAAAAUGAAACAGUCUUACUCAUAAAAUCCCUUUCACAGUCAAAUGAAGAACCAGGCGUGUCACGUUAUCACAUUUUAUCACUAACAAUUAAAAAGAAAAAAGUAGGGAGCUGUAACUUAAUCUAUCGCAGUAAAAACAAAUCAACAACGUUUUGUUUCAAAUGUUUAUGAUUGUGUCUUUUUUUUCUGUAAGUAUAGUUGUUAUUCAUCCACAUUCCUUGUGUGUUGGCUGGCUGCUGAGUGAGUUCAUUUUCAGUUAAAUCCACUUAAAUCUAAGAAGAUAAUUUACAUUUUGCCAUUCACUGUGGACGGGAAAGAAAAGGAACAUUUAUUAAACGUGACACCAGACAGGUGGAAUGACUUCCUUGUGAUAUAUUUGUAAGUUUUACUGUAUUUAAGAAUUCAUUUUUACUAAAUUGACUGAAAAUGAACUGACUUUAAAGCUAUACAACUCUCUGUACAGUAAAACUAAAGGUUAUUAGACGGGAUGCAGCUUUUCAUUAAAUGCUCUCCCUGGGCCCGCCCACUGUACGACACUAGCCAUUCCUAUUGGGCCGCAGGGAAGCAAGGGAGCAGUCUUUUGAUUGGGAGAGGGGACCAGUAAACUGAAAGAUAAUUGGGAGAUAGAGGUGGCGCUGCGCAGUGCCAACUAACAACUUUGGGAAAAUACAUUUAAAGCAUAUUGGCCUUUACUCUCUGACAAGGGCAUGUUAUUCACUCGUGAUUUUAUUUUAAUACUUUUAGGACAAUCUUUAAUACAAAAUCUGCAAAUUAAGCACAGGUACCAAACGGAGGACAUACAGUAAACAGUCCAAAAUUCAGAUUUAUUUUUGCUAAUUUUGCAGCAGUUUGUCAUCAUAGUUCAACACUUCAUUUCAUUCCCAGCUUCGUUUCAUAAAAAGCCAACCAACCCUGCCAGAUAAAAUAAGAUCUGGGAUUUAAUUGAGCAUGUCUUCACAUAUUUGUUAUCUUAAGCGAGUCUAGGUGGAAGGCUAAUGUGUUUGAUUGGUUUGAGAGUGUGUAGAUAACAGAUUAUCCUACAGUACGUCGAGAUAAGAUUCUCGACAGCGGCUUAUGUCGUAACUGUUUCACCGCAACCAAAAUAUUCUUCAGCAUUAAAGCGAUUUUGAUAUGUUUCUGACCUAUUUUACAAUCAGUUACCAGUACACUACAAUCAGACAGUUACAACCAAAAAAGUUAAAUGCUGCUUAAAGGUAAACAUCCGACGGUUUGAAGUGCUCUUGCAACCCCUUGAAUCUCAUGAUGUUUUAUUCAGUUUUUGGUGUCAUUUUACCGCAAAUAUUCCACAAAAAUGUGACUCUGUGUAAAUAUUGGUGGCAUUAAAUGGGAUAGAGCAAGGGGUCGACAAAAAUGUUCAGUGUGAGCUGCGGAAAAACUAAUUGUCCUGAAAUGUACACGUUUUUAGUGCCACAGAUGAAUUUGAAAACACUUCCCGACUAACUGGACAUAGAGGCAUUUUGAAUUAGAGACGUUUAUCGUUAGGAAAUGUUAACACACAUUCUCCACGUACCACUUGAUUGAGUGGCAAUGACUGCCUGGGCUUUCUAUGGGGACACAAUGGUCUGACCUUUUCUAUGCAGUUAAAUUACGUUCCAGAUGAAGGGGAAGCUUCAACCUUUAACCCCCUAACGCCACAAAGCAGCAGAAAAACAUUUUAUAAAAAUCAACCGUGAAACACUAGGCAGCUUUGGAAACUUUCGCUAUCAAAAGAAAAAUCACACUUUGAAAAAGGAAUUGCUUGUAUCACAACAGCUAUAUUUGUAGAUUUGCUCAUUGUCUUAUCUCUGUGAAAUUGAUGUAGUUGGGAUCUAAUGGCGCCCUCUCUGAUAUUUUUAAUAUUGUCUCAGUGUUUUUGACAUUGAAGGAACACACCACUACAAGCCACCAUUUAUUUAGUGUACUUCUAGCCCCGGGUUUAACCUCUUUUUCGGGGGUCUGGGCUCUUUUAACCAAUCACAGGGGCUUUGGGGGGGCUGCGGGGUCUAGUUUUCCAAAAUGUGGACAUUUUAUUUGAGGUUCAUUAAAGAAUUGUCUCAAAUGAACGCGUUUCUAUAAGUAACUUUCUUAACAUUAAACACAGUAUAGACAAACCGAUGAAAGUUAUUAGUUACAGUGGCAGCUCCAUACAAACAUGGAUGGAGCUGCCAUUUCAUAACAGAAAUAAUCUUUCUGUUAUUAAAAACAUUAAUAACAGAAAGAGAUGGUAUUAAUAAUAUAUAAUCAAAAGACAGUAUGUUGUUUUCUUGUAUGAGGCUGAUGAAGUAGAUGAUUAUCUCUGUACCACAGAUUUGACCAUUUCAAUGACCAAUAAAACCAGCAUCAUUUUGUAUUUCAAUGACUUAAAAACUCAAAAGAAAAACUUUGUAUAAAACAAAAAACACUUUGGAAAACCAACCACAGCUGCCUCAUUGUUCUCUCUUUAGCCAACCAAUGAUCAUCAGAAGGGUUUUUCUAUCUAGCAGCUUAUUGUCUUAUGUCCCCCACACACAGCCACUCCUCCCCUGUGUAACACUGUUUAAAUAAAGGAUUGUUAUACUCUGAAA